Messenger RNA from Schizophyllum commune H4-8, 2490 nucleotides. RefSeq lists its product as uncharacterized. The record is from RefSeq and is a predicted model, not a curated record. Gene Ontology annotation, biological process: transcription by RNA polymerase III. Gene Ontology annotation, molecular function: protein binding. Lineage: Eukaryota; Fungi; Basidiomycota; Agaricomycetes; Agaricales; Schizophyllaceae. The transcript has 13 exons. Bases 22 to 2397 code for a protein of 791 amino acids. Gene Ontology annotation, cellular component: transcription factor TFIIIC complex.
CGCGACUUUGCUCUGUCCGACAUGUCACGCUCGCUGCGGCCGAGGACCUCACGGCCGAGCUACACUUUCGCUGCUUUAGACGACGAAGGCGACGCGCAGACGUCAGGAGCGGGGCCAUCGCGCCGAAGAGCGGUCGACGAUGAUGACAGCGAAAGCGAAUUCGAGCUCCCUCCCAAAACUGACGACAAGGCUGGAGGCGGCGAUGAUGACGACGAAGACGACUUCAUGGAGGACGAGGGGGAUGUUGAAGGGGACGACGACCUCGAUGGCGGCGUUGGAGAAUCGGCCUCCGCCGUCGCGAAAUCUGCGCGUGCAGCUGCAAAACCUCGCAAGCGGAGCAAGACCGUCAAUCCCACGUAUACGGCCCCCUCGACGUCCAUGAAGUCUGUGGGGAGCGUCGGUCUGUCUCGCGUCUCUCGCCGCCAAAUGUACUCGCUGCCAACCCCGAGCGUGAAGCACCGACAUCGCGCGAUCCCCCUUUACACGCACGAAGGACGCGUCGAGCGCCUGACGAAAGAGCCCUCUCUGUUCGGCCCGUCAUCCAUCUCAGCAUGCAAUAACUUCACCUUCAACAAGAAGGUGAUUGAUCGCGCGUCGAAGGCCUGGGGCUUCAACGUCGGUGCGGGCCCCGUGUGGGACAUGGUGGAAGAUCGGUCGUGGUUCAAGGAGGGAGCGCCCUUCAUGACCCAGCCUUACUUGUCUGAGGGUGCGAGGCGUCCCGUCGUACACCAGCAUAUCCGUGUCAAGCCUGACUACAAAGUCAUAAGCGCCAGCGACGCUCAAGCAUACCUACCAAGGGAAGUUGGAUCAGAUGGCAGCUUCCAAUCCCCUCCCCCCAUCCAUUGCUCUUUUGGUAAAAUCGGCUCCCAAACUCGUGUCGAGACGAAGAUGUUCGACGCCGUACCGAUUUCGCAAUUUCUGCCCGAUAGCAAAAGUCAUGUCUUCAAUGCCGGCGCCCCUGUUUGGGGCCUCGAUUGGUGUCCUAUACACCCUGACGAACGUGAAGCCCGGUCGUAUACGCAAUAUCUCGCCGUCGCGCCCUUCCCUUCGAAGUCCCAUUCGCCAGACUUCGGCGUCAAGACACCACGACCAUCGCCCGCUUGCGUUCAAAUAUGGUCGCUCGCACCGGCCAACGGUCGCGCGAGCGAUGCGGGAAAGAUGAAAUGCGAAAUGGUGCUCUGCGUCAACAGCGGGCCUGCUCACGAGCUGAAGUGGUGUCCGCUUCCAACGCAUGACUCGAUAUCGGACUCGAUGGACAACAGCUCGACGCCUCGAAAACUGGGCAUCCUCGCUGGUGUCUUUGAGGAUGGCUCCGUUUCAUUCUACGUCGUGCCGGAGCCGCAGGAUGUCAAGCACGAGGAUCACAACGACGAUGAGCCCGUCUUCGUCGAACUUCCUGAGCCGGUCAUUCGUAUUGAGCUCGAAGAAGCUGCUAUCACGUCGAUAGAUUGGGCCAACAGCGACUGCUUAGCGGUAGGCACCGCGCACGGUACCAUCGCCGUGUACAAGCUUGCCAACGCCUUAAAAGCCUGCAACGGACCUGACCCCAUCCAACCUAUCGACCUCUUCCCUACGCACUACAUCACUGUGCAUCAGUCUGCAAUCCGUGCUUUAUCAUGGAUUCGCGCACCAACUGCUUAUGCGUCCGGCGAGCUGAAUUUGACCGACGACCCUACUGUCAUCGCGAGCGGCGGUUACGACGGUGUCGAGUGCUUUACGGACAUCAGGGAGGGGCAUGGAUGUGCAAUGAACAGGACGAGAGAUGUGAUCUUGACGAUGGCUUACGCGGCAUACGGCGCCGGCGUCAUGACUAUCGACCACGACAAUAUCAUCAAGCUGUAUUCCGUCUCUCCUAGCAUGCUUGGGCGAGGACAUAUGUUGUUCGAGCCUCAGGGACCUGUCUGGUCUGUGGCGGCGUCGGACUACCACCCGCAAAUGGCCGUUGCAUCCGCGGAUGGUUCAUGUUCGACGACGAACAUGCUGCGCGGCACCAGGAAGGGCGGUUCUGUGCCCUUCUUCGUCCACAAAAUAUAUCAGCUCGACUACAGUCGCAAAACAGGAGAGUAUAGGAUGUUAGAACGCUUCGUCCCGCAGGAAUUGCAAGACCGUCCCACGUACAGUCGACUGAAGAGGGGAGGGAAAGUCCCCCAAAGGCGUUCCACUCCUGCUGGAACCGGUGCUUGGCCGCCCGAGGUCGGUGUGCACAAGGUGGCGUGGAAUCAAGGGAAUGGCCUCGCGCGGUCGAGCAUGCUAGCCAGCGCGACGGCGGCGGGACUUUGUCGCAUCGACGUGCUCUGGGGAAGGUGGAUGAAGGACAAGGUGCCCUACCAGGGCGUUGACCAAAUCCGAAUGGAGGACGGUGUGAUGGACGUGGAGUCAGAUGGGUCCGACGACUGAGUGUCGCGCUUUCUGAAGCAUUCGAAGUUCUUGAAACCCAUGUUGUAAUUGAUAUAUCUAAUCCUGCAGGUAUACAAUCCAAAAUCCCAAAGA